Procambarus clarkii (red swamp crayfish) is the source of this 8164-nucleotide messenger RNA. RefSeq names its product ATP-binding cassette sub-family G member 8. Gene Ontology annotation, biological process: transmembrane transport. Gene Ontology annotation, molecular function: ATP hydrolysis activity; ABC-type transporter activity; ATP binding. Gene Ontology annotation, cellular component: plasma membrane. The record is from RefSeq and is a predicted model, not a curated record. Lineage: Eukaryota; Metazoa; Arthropoda; Malacostraca; Decapoda; Cambaridae.
UGGCGUAGUGAGCACCCGCACUCCGUCCCCUACUCUUCCUUUCCCCCUCAGUUUAUCCUCUCUAAAGUGCAAGUGAUGAGUGAAGUGAAACCUUAAUGAAAGUGUCCGUGUGCCGUAGUACAGUGGCGAGUGCUCCAAUGAGGAUUUAAGUGAGUGGAGAAGAAGGCUACAAGACACUUGGUGUACCCAAGACUCUCCAAGGAGCACCGUAAGGAUGAGUGAGCUGUGGGAAUUGAACACGAUGGAGCGACGGUAUUCCAUCCCUCCAUCCACCAUCUCCGAGCCCCGCCUACUGCCGCCCGCACGCCCACCAGGAGGGGGUCCAACGUCAGCCUCGGCCAAGAUGGACCUGCACGCCUGGUCCAUCUACCGGCAGAACCUCAACUCUGACUUCACGGACUCGGCCCUCGGCUCGCAAGAGAAAGCUACGCUUCCCUACGGUAACUUCCAGCUCCGCGAGUCCACGGUCCACACCAUCCUCAAUAAUCCCAGGUACGGCCCCAAGAGCGAACUGGGCUCCAAUAUGUUUACCUACCUCAAGUUCGGGCUUCCUCGGGUGUUCCCCCCGACGCUGGCGGGGAGAGACGGCAGUAGUGGCUAUGACUCCAGCGACGAUGGAGGAGGUGGUGGCGGCGGCGGCGGGGGCGGAGGAAGAGAGAGGGGUAGAGAAGGGGAAGCCUCGCCCAUCGGGAGGGGAGACAGGUACACGAGAAGCAAAAGUAACCCUGACCUGCUGGCGGCCAGAGACUGGAACCCACCCACCUCAGCCAGGGACUCGAGGACCAAGAGCUCCAGCGAGGCCAACUUGCUGUCAUCGGACGUCUACGGCCGGCCGGGCCGAUAUGUUGGCGAGCGAGGUGCCGCUAGCAAGCUGGGCGGGUCCCACAUGUCUCUGUUGUCUCGACACUCCCGCCGAUCUCGACAACACGGCGCCAUAUUUAACCAGCCCCCGGACGGCACAGGGUACAGGGACCCGCCCAUGCUCAACGACAAGCUCUUCCCUCGUGACAACCCCUGGCCGGAGGAGGGAGGCAUGGGUCCCAAGGGACCCCACCUGCAGGUGCGUGGGCUGGUUUACGAGACCCGUGGGAGUGGGGGACGAACGCACCUACUGGACGGUAUCUCCCUGGAGGCUCGAGGCGGGGAGGUUCUGGCAGUGAUGGCGACGAAUGAGAGCGAGGGUUCGUGUCUCCUGGAUGUGCUGGCUGACCGACACACCAGGUGGCGUGGGGUCCUCCGGGGGGACUUUAUCCUCAAUGGCAACAUCACCAAGCCCGCUAAGGUGGCGGCGCGGUCAGCCUACGUGCAGCAGGAUGUUAAUUUCUGCCCUGACAUGAGUGUUCGCCAGACGCUGCUGCUCCACUCCUUCUUCCGCUCCUCCGGUGACCUCUCCAGGGUCAGAGAGGUCAAGGCUAGGAUCAAUGGUCUGAUCAAUGACCUGGGACUUGAACAGGUGCGACACACCAGAGUCAAGGACCUGACUUUGAGUGAGCGACGUCGCCUCAACGUGGCAUGUCAUCUCUUGCUAGAGACAGAUGUCAUCCUCCUUGACCAGCCCACUCGAGGCAUGGACAUCUUCGACACUUUCUUCCUCGUCGAGUACCUGAGACAGUGGGCAUGUCGAGGCAGGAUUGUGAUUCUGACGAUACAGCCUCCCACGUAUGAGAUCUUCACAAUGAUAUCACGCGUGGCCCUCAUAUCCACAGGUCGCCUAAUGUACUUCGGCAGGAGGAGAGAGAUGUUGCCAUAUUUCGCAUUUAUUGAGUACCCAUGUCCCGCCUAUAAAAACCCUUCAGAUUACUAUCUUGAUUUGGUAACGUUGGAUGACCUGAGUGCAGAGGCUAUGCUGGAGUCGUCACAGAGAGUGGAGAUGCUGGCGGAGACAUUUAGACGCCGUCAAGAGCCCCUGAGUGACCCGGGGCCUCCUGGACCCCUACCCCCGAAGGUCCGCAAGGAGAACAUCUGUCUUCAGCUCCUUGGCCUCUGGAUACGUGCAAUGAUCUACCAAUUUCCAUAUAACAUGGUGCACUGGUUGGCAAUGACAGUGGUGGCAGGAACGAUGUCGGUGGUUGUGGGUGCAGUGUACUGGGACGUGCGCAGUGGUUCAGCGCAACACCAGGAUAACGUCAACAACCGUGCAGCCUUCCAUUAUGUUAUGGCUGGAUUGGCCCUCUGGCCUGUCCUCCUUAUGGCCAUCUCUGAGAUAUGGCGGGAUAAGCCAGCUGUGGCCAGAGAUGUGGAUGAUGGUCUUUACUCCAGAGCCAUAUACAUUAUUACUAAGAUCUGCUACAGCUUCCUGGCUGCCGGUGGUACUUUCUUGGCCUACACUCUACCUGCCUACACAAUGGCUGGCUUUCCCACUGCCGACCAGUUCUACUACUACCUGGGCUACAUGCUUCUCUACUUGUUUGCCAUCCGUGCCAUCGCCAUUGCUGCCAUUUGUGUAUUCGAUUCCCGCCACACGGCCGCUAUGGCCACAGGCUUCGUCUUGACGCUGGCUGUUGUGGGUGCUGGCUUCACCAUUCACCCUCUGGACUUGUCAGCGUGGACAUGGCCAACACUGUGGUGGUCACCUGCUCGCUGGGUCCUACAUGAAGUCAACCGUUAUGAGUUUGACAACACCAAUGAGUUUCUGUGCGACCGUAACCCUGUCCUGCAAGACACCCUUUCAGCCAUCCAGAGAAAGGCACCGUGUGGGGUUGUGACAGGGACUCAGGCUCUUCGCUACAUGGGUCUACCAGAAGCAGGUCUCCCAGAUGCCUUCUACCCUGCUAUCUUCAUCCUGGUAGCCUACCUGUGUGGUCAGAUCAUUACCAUCAUCGCUUUCACAGCCAGCAAAAAGCCUAAUCGCACCAAGAAGUAUAGAAUUGAAUAAUCAUUUUUUUUUUUUAGGGUUAUACAUUAGCAUAAUAUUGUAUUGUAUAAAAGUUUUUACAUAAUAAUGAACAAAAACUAAAUACUGUAGUUUUAACUUGUUCUAGUGUUAAAAAAAUGAAUGCAAGGUAAUAUGUUUGAGUGUUAAUUUCAGAUGUGUUGAUAAAAUGCCUGUUAACUUAAUAGCACUCAAGCAUCAUAUUCAUUAAAAUGUAUAUAUAUUGAGCCUGCAUAAUUCAACAUCUAGUUCAUUAAAGGUUGUCCAUAGUGUUUUACAUGUCUUUGACGAGUUGGUUGCUGAUGUCGUCUAAUAUCCAAGAUGUGUGUAUCUUCUCGGGCCAAUUCUUUGCUUAUGUUUGUUAUAUUUAGCAAACACCGCCACUCUCAUCACAACACAAUAGUGCUAUUUUGCUGAUUAGCAAAAAUAUAUAUAUAUAUAUAUUUUAGUAUAUUGUACAGUAUUUAAAAAUUUACUGUUUAGGUACCCGUACUAUUAUAGCUGUCCAAGGACACAGUUUAUUGCCACUGAACGGUAAUUAGUCUGAUGACGCGUUUUAGUGUCGCCUGAUCUAAAAUUUUGCUAACUUUGCUUUCUUAGUUGCUGUUUUUGUGCCAGUACAAUGCAAAUUUGUUUAAAAUACAGGGCCACAGGGUAAGCAGAGCAAUGUUACUAUAUCAGGUAUCUGAGCUCACCUUGGUUAACCACAUUUCACAACAAGCUACCCACCCAAGGCCUAUGGUUUUUUAUGUUCAGUCCCGUGUUGUCAAGUGAUUUUUUCCCAUCUCUUGCAUAAUAUUUUGUCCUGGAAUUAUUUGCGAUUGUAAAUAAAUCCUAAUGGAUCAGGAAAGUCGAAAAUUAGUUAAAACACGCAAGAGAAUCAAGGGUACGAGUUUGAGAAAAUGCCAUAGUUAACGAGGGCAAUCAAUUUUUCAAGAAGGUUUGAAUCCACCUAAGAUUAGUGCUUUGCUUGAAGAUUCAGAUCCUGAGUACCUUGAUCAUGGAACUCGAGAAAGCAGGAAUGAUGCAAUGAGAGCAGGAAGCGGCGGCGGGCCAUAACCACAUCAAAUUGAGCUCAUUGAGAUAAAAAUAAUUUUGUCAUCAAUGGAAGUGCUCAGUCCAUCACUGAGCACUUCCAAAAUCCAUUUCAGUGGUCAGCCUUGAUUUUUUAAUAUUAUGAAUGAGGAAUCAUUCCAUUUAUGUGCAGAAAGAAAAUACUUAUGUAUGACUUCGUGGAUUUACUACGGCAAAAUGACUGAACUUUGUCAGUACAGUACAGUAAGUAUACUGUAUGCCAUGGCCCCCCCUCCCCUAUCGUUAUCCUAUAAAUUUCCAUUCUCUUUGCAAAUGACUCGAGAAAAUAUUCCACCAUUUGUUUUUUUCUUCAGUGAUAUAAAGCAAAUCUGUGUGCACAAUUACUUUUAAAAAAUUUAUUUAUACUUAUAUGUAAGGAACAUUUGAAUGUUUAUAAAUGUGUUUAUAGUCUAUGCCAUGCAUAAACAAAAAUAAUGCGCUUGCCAAAUUUUUGGCAUCUAUUCUCUAGAUCAUUAAUUUCAGAAUAUUUUUACACAUUUUGAAUUGUCAACCUAGAAAUAAACGUAAAAUGUUUACGUAUUGGCAGAUACCACUUAUUGAACAGAAUGUUUAACCCUUAAAUCGUGCACAUUGUAUAUGGGAUGGUUCUGUACUGAUGUGUGGCCAUGGAGAAGACUAUACAAGUGUUAAGGGGUUAAAGGGUGGUCAUGAACUCCUCCUCCUGAUGGGGGGGGGGGGGGUGAUUGCUUCUGUUAUGGGGGUAUGACUGAACUCCUUUUAUGAGAAGCUCAUGAUCGAUUAAGGAGGGGAUAACAUGACAGAUAGACCCCGAAUGACAAUUUCUAGUUUGCUCAGUUCCCCUAUAUACUCAUUCAUUCCUUCUAGGGUAAUAGGGCAACAUUUUCUGUUUUAUGUUGGGAUGAGUGAGAGGUGUGUGGGUGUGUGCGCGCGUGCGUGCCAGCAAGGAAUUCAUACAUGGUGUUCAGGUGGACUUUGUGAAUAUCAUAUGCCCAUUAACAGUGUUGUUUUGAUUUCUAUACAUUAAGGUAUGCAUGUUUUGAAUAAAUUUCAAUAGACACUGCUUAUAUUGGAAUGCUUUAAAGUGGAUUUAUUUGCAUAAUGGUCAUGUGUAACUUCCCAUAGCUUGAUCUUGCAGGUAGCAGGCUGUAUUUUAAUUUUUUGUAUAGUGUAUUUUAAUGCAGUUAAUGAGCCACAGUACACUUGAGUGUGUCAACAUUAUCUAGCAUUUGGUUUUAAUGGUGACAGGUGUUAGUACAAUAAAUUCUCAAGACUGUUGACCAUAGUAUGGACUGACAAACUUAUACUUAUAUCACAGGUACUUCAUAUUCUAAAGCAAAACAUGAAAGGCAAGAAGUUGUUUUAAAUUUCAGUGGUUUAAAUGUUAUCAACGUGUGUGCGGUGCCAGUGUUGUCCUCAGGUACUAAAGAAAGGAGAUAUUGUCCAAUACUCAGCAGUCGAAAGGCAGCUUUAACACCUUCGUGCUUCAGGAAAAAAUGUAGGUACAGUAGAUUGUUUUUGUUAAAUGGACGAAUGAUGUUGUAGAUAAAAGUUUUUAGAUAGUUGCUAGUAGCGGGUAGUUGAUAUUUAUAAACAGUAAAACAGUUACUGUACAUAAGUAUGAUAAUAUGCAUGUGUGCUUAUUUUGCAUUUCAGUAUUGAAUUAUAAUAGAUGUGUAAUUAUCUUUUAGUUAUGAAGUACCUCUCGUGAAAUUCAUGUUAAAUUUGUUUUGUUUUUUUUUCCCCCAAAUGGUAGAGUGCACAUCUGGUUUUAUGUGGGAAUGUAGUGCCGGACCAAAAAUUUUGUACAAAAUUUUAUUUGCCUUAUCUGAUGGCCAGUCUUCAGUGGUCAGAGCAGGGAUAGAAGUUCAGUAUCUUGGGAAUGAUUCCUCAAUAUAAAUAUACUGUACAUAGUAAAAUGAGAAGUUUUAUUGAGACUGGAUAGUAUUUAAUGUAAUAUAAUUUGAUAUCCAUUCUUAUGACAAGACUUGUGGGACCUUGGCUUAAUCAUUUUAUAGCCAGAUUAAAGCUACUGUACAGUGUAUCUAAAAGUGAUUUUUACCUUAUCUUACAAACUCGUGUUAAACUGAUUGUUGAGUGCAUAAAACCAACUAAUAGUCCCCCUCACAUUUAACCAGGAAUUGAUUGGAUAUGUUCCUGUGGUACUGAUAAACUCGGCUCUUUUAUACAGUAUCAAGUUUCAUGUUGGGUGCGAAGCUAACAUAUUUAUUGUUCGGAAUGUUUUGCUUAUCACACAUAUCGUUAAAAGUAUUGUUUUGUAUAUAAUAUUCAAUAUCCACCAUAGUUCAUUCAUAUUUCAUAUCGACAACGAAUAAUAGCGAUUAAUGUCUAGUGCCACUUUUCUUAUACUGUCAGUGUUACUUGACUGACUAAAGAUGAUCAGAGUAUCGGAUGAGUGAAUUCGGUGCUAUCACUCUGCUGGGAAUAAAUCUGAUAACUCAAAUGUCAUGCUCAUUUUUUUUUAAGGGGGAAAGGGGAAGGACAGAAUGACAAGAAAAUGAUUAAAUUCCAACAGUGCAGCCAUUAUUAAAGUGCUCAGACUAGAUAAUUAUUUAUAACAAAAUAAAGUGAUAAAACAUAUUUAAAUUUAAACCAGAAAGAUAUCUUUGGUCUAUACUUUUCUUCUAGUUUAUAAUUUAGUGGACAAUUGCACUCGAGUGUUGUAUGAUGUUCAGAGAUCGACUAGGGUGUGCCGUCAGUACCUACCGAGGUGUGAUUGAUCUAGACUGUGGUGAGGUAUCUCGAGGCUAUGGCAUUGUAUAUCAAAACUGGUGUAGUAAAUAAAGGAUGUGGUUUAAUGUAUCGAGGAUGCAGUCUGGUAUAUCAAGGUUGUGGUGUUGUACGGUGUAUAAAAUCUCUGGAAUAUGCCAAGGCUGUGGUGUGGUAUAUCAAGGUUGUAUGGUGUAUCAAUACUGUGAUAUAAAGCACAAUCUUGCUGUGUCAAGUUUAUUUACACAAAAUUUCUAUGCUGCCAUUUUACAGUUAUGAACUGUCUCACAUCUUGGAUUGUUUGGCAUGUGACUGUUCCUUUUCUUUGUAUAAAGAAUGGUAAUCAAGGAUUUAGUCAAAUGAUUUAGCUGUAUGUGUGUGAUUUUCUAACAUUCUCAAGUCAUUCUGUGACCUUCUACAACUGUGUUUUUCUGUAUUAUGUAUACUACAGGGUUUAAAAAAGAAAAUUAAUACACAGUAAGAUAUAUACUGUACAGUACUAUUGUAGCUUGUAUGAUUUUUUCAGAAACCCUUGUGUUAAAAAAUGAGGUUAACACUUCAAGAAAAAAUCUUCCUUGUUGAAAGCUACAUUAGUGAUCAAAGUUAUAAAAGCACAAUGAAUGAAUUUGAACAGUCCAUGGUUUGUUUCUUUUUUGAACACACUGUAGUAUUUUUAUUUAUCAUAAGUUAUAAAUUGUUUUGUUGACUACUGUUAGCAGUCAUAAAGGUGCUGCUUAAUCGUCCUAUAUUAAAGCGACUCUUCGAUUUGGGGAGAUAAAACAGAGUACUGUACUGUACUGCAAUGCCCAUUUAGAAAUUACCAAACCAUUAUAUUUAUUUCACUGUAAUUAUUGCAAGUAAUGGUAUUGUAAAAGACAAAAUUAAACAGUAAUGAAUACAUUGUAUAGUUUAUAGUUUGAUGUUUAUAAUGUUCAGUUAUUUUUGUCUUUUCUAAUGUAGUUAUAUAAUUGAGAACUGAUGAAAUCUUUUUUGUUUUGUAUUGUUAAGUGAGUGAUAUUUAAUUAUUUGUAAUUUGUGUAAAUAUAAUUUUUAACUUGAAAAGCAUUUGUUGAAUGUCUAGUAAAAAUUACUGUUCUACCAAUAAGUUGAUUUAAUGGUUAUAAUUAAAUAAAACUAUGUACAGUAUAUUACUAUAGAGUUUAGCAUGUUUGUAUUUAUAAGACAGCCUUUAGCAUUUCACAAAAGAAUCAUUUAUUUUAUGAGUGAUUAUCAUAGAUAUCCCAUUUGGUUAUGUUUUGAUUUAGCAUGUAUUCUACAGUAGUAAAUUAUACACUAGUUGUCCCAUGUAUUGUAGAAGUGCCUUCUGUUGGACUCCUACAAUAUAAUCCCAUAUGUUCACAUAAUACUAACAGCAGCAAGAUAAUAUAACUUAUGACCAACUAUGAAAACAAAAAUUCAGCACUCCACGUGCUAAUAUCCUUAUUUUGUCUUUAAAUGCCAGAAUAAUCAUUUGUGCAUUAUUUGUAAAUAAACAUUGAUUCAAGUGAA